Molecule: messenger RNA, 3323 nt
Organism: Anastrepha ludens (Mexican fruit fly)
Lineage: Eukaryota; Metazoa; Arthropoda; Insecta; Diptera; Tephritidae
Product: tigger transposable element-derived protein 6-like
Exons: 2
Coding region: 1315-2703 (462 amino acids)
Cellular component (GO): nucleus
Molecular function (GO): DNA binding
Source: RefSeq, a predicted model, not a curated record
AAGUGUCAAAGCCCUUAGUAUGUCAUAACUUUUUGUAUUUAUAAUAACGUUCCUGAAUAAUUAAUAUUAGCACCGUUAAAUGGCAAAUUUGUUUGGCAACUGAAUAAUAACUCCGUACUCUAAUAUACCUGUAAAUCGUUUCAGUACAUAAAGACUUACGCUGCGAACUUCGAUAAAAUAAUAACAUAUUCGGAUUCGUGUACCGGUCAAAACAGAAAUAUUAAAACCGUCUUAAGUUUGUUGAAAUUUGUUCAAAGAACAGAAAUCAAAGGUGAAUCAAUUGGCAUGAAAUUUUUGGUAAGUGAACACAGCUAUUCGUCAUGUGCGAAAAAAAUCAAAACAUUAUUUCACCAGAUGAUUGGUACCAUAUAAUCAAAACAUGUAAAAAGAAAGCGCCGUUUCAUCUAAUCCAAAUGACUCACCAAGAUUUUUUGCCAACAAAACCUUUAGAACAGUCUAUCAUUAACAGAAAAGUAACCGUCACAGGGCUUCCAGUAAAUUGGCUUAAAAUACGCUGGAUAAAGUUAGAAAGGUCCAAACCCUAUCUCAUACAAUUCAAAUGUGCCGAUAAUGAAGAUACAGAAUUUCAAGCCAUUAAUAUAAGAAAAUCUUUAUUGGGUAGACCGCAAAGUUUGAAAAAUAUAGAUCAGCCUUUAUUAUAUCCUAAAGGUAGCACUGUGACAAAGGAAAAAUGGAGAGACAUGAUGGCCCUGCUAAAAUUCAUUCCUCCUGUUAAACACGAUUACUAUAAGAACUUGUCAACAAAUCGAAAUGACGAACCCUCGCAUACAGCUGAUGAAGAAGACUUUAUUUAUAAUAUUGGUGAAUCACCCCAAAGAAUAAAGAAAAAUAUAUUAUUUUAAUAUAUUCAGGUCGACCUUCUUUUCAAACAUUCUAACAGGAAUUGUUUUCAACACAUCGCUAAAACACUUUGACGCUUGGUAGAUUGCACGUGCACAUAUCCAUAUAUGUAAGUACAGUGAAAUUCCCCAUUACGGACAGUCCUUAUAACCGGACAGCUCCAAUAACCGGACAAAUUUUGGGCACACAGGUUUUUCAUUCAUUUUUUCAUACAAAUAUCAUCCUAAUAAACGGACACUCUAAUAACCGGACGCGGACAAAGUAUUUCAAACCAUUUUCAUUAAAAAAUUUCUCAUAAACGGACAAAAUUCAAAAAUAUCACAAGCAAGCUUUGUUGUUCAUUAUAAAAAUGAAAUAGGUGAUUCCCCUUUUAACAUGUAUGCACACAUUCAAGCCCUGUGUUUUAAAUUAAGAGUAGUUUUCCAUUCAGUUUGUUAAGUCAGUUGUAUACGAAUGGUUGCGUUCAAAGUUCGUAAUAAUAUGGCGCCGAAAAAGAAGGUACUUUCUAUUAAAGAAAAAAUGGAAAUUAUUAAUGUAUUCGAAAAAGAUAAAUUAUCAGUACGUGGAAUUGCAAAAAGGUUCAAUAUUGGCAAAACACAAGCUGCUGAAAUCAAUAAAAAUAAAGAAAAAAUUCGUUCUAAAUGGGAGUCUGGAGUUAAUGUUCAUCAAAAGCGAAGCUUUCUUAAAGAAGGCGGCUCUGAAAUAGACAAGAUGUGUUUUAAUUGGUUCGCUAAGGCUAGAAGUUCAAACAUUCCGAUUUCUGGUCCCAUUUUGAAAGCAAAGGCAAUGGAAAUUGCAGGCAAACUGGGUGUACCUAAUUUUAAUGCUUCAGACGGAUGGUUAAACAAAUGGCGAAUAAGGAAUAAUGUUGCUUUCAAAUGCGUAUCUGGUGAAGCUGCAGAUGUAAACCAGGAUGGUGUCGAACAGUUUAGGACAAAACUGCCAUCUCUGUUGACCGGUUACAAGCCUCAAGACAUUUACAACGCAGACGAAAGUGGGCUUUUUUUUCGUGCCUUACCUGACAAAACCCUCGCUCUUAAAUCAGAAAAAUGCGUAGGCGGUACACUAUCAAAGGAAAAACUCACAAUUUUGUUCUGUGCUAACAUGGCUGGAGAAAAGGAGCUGCUUUUGGUUAUAGGUAAAGCAGCCCGUCCUCGAUCUUUUAAACAUGUUCCAAUCGCAAAACUGCCAGUGGAUUGGAAGUCUAAUAAAAAAGCAUGGAUGACUCGAGAAGUAAUGAGUGAAUGGCUGCAGCAGUUCAAUCGAAGAAUGAAAGCCCAGAAUCGAAAAAUUAUCUUGUUUUUAGAUAACGCGGCUUCUCACCCAAAGGAAUUAAACUUAACCAAUAUAAAAAUUAUUUUCUUGCCGCCAAAUACAACGGCAGUUAGCCAACCCCUUGAUCAAGGUAUAAUCCAAAAUUUUAAAACUUUGUAUAGAAGCUUAGUUUUAAAACACUUGCUAUCUAAAAUUGACAAUAUAAGUUCAGCCUCAGAGCUUUCAAAAUCGAUUAAUGUACUAGAAGCUGUGUAUUUCAUCAAAGCAUCUUGGGAUAAAGUGGAAGCCACAACCGUCCGAAAUUGCUUCCGUAAAGCAGGAUUUUUGGAAACUGAUGAGGAUCUUCCAGAUUUUGAUUCUGAAGAUGAUAUUCCACUGGCAAUCUAUACUAGGCUUCAGGAAGGACUAGACUUGGCAAAUGAUUUGGAAGGUUUUCUCCAAAUGGAUCAAAAUGUUUUCACUGAGGACAACAAUAUAGAAAUUCAAUUUGACCAACAAGAUGAUACUAUGGACAUAAGUGAUUCCGAAGAUGAAUUUUCAGAAGAAAUAUGUGAGCCUAUAACAUGAUAUGAUGAGGCUUUAAAACUUGUUGCGGGCUUGAAACAAUUUGCAAAAAAUGACUAUGUAGCUUUCCAGCACAUUAAAAAUAUCGAGAGUCACUUUGAGAAUGAGCAUUUUAAAUUAAAGCAAUCAAUGUUUAAGCAAUCAAGCAUUACCGAAUUUUUUCAAUCAAACUAGUAUUGAAAUGUGAAACUUGUACAAUGUACUUAAUCGAUAUAUGUACAUAUAUGUAUUUAUAUGUAAUACUAAAGUAUGCAAAUAUUGUUUACUUCCAAAAAUUUCUUAAAUAAACUAUGUACAAUACAAUUUAUAUGUGUGGUAUAUAUUUUGUGACUUCAUCCCUUAUAAGCGGACAUCUCCCAUAGCCGGACAAAAACACUGCGACGGUGAGUGUCCGGUUAUAAGGAAUUUCACUGUAUAUGCAUUCUUGUACUAUAUGUACUUAUAUUAGCGUGUGCGGAAGGGAUAGUUGCCGACGGUUUGGCAGACUGUUGACAGAUCAGUGCCUAGUUGAGAUCCACUAACAAUCGCAAUUAAAUCCGUAUCAUGUAAUUAAACACAUCACAGCAAUAACUUUAAGAUAUGUAAUAACUUAAUCCAAUUAAGAUUUAUGCCUAGUUUUGACA